Psammomys obesus (fat sand rat) is the source of this 2125-nucleotide messenger RNA. RefSeq names its product insulin receptor substrate 2-like. Lineage: Eukaryota; Metazoa; Chordata; Mammalia; Rodentia; Muridae. Gene Ontology annotation, cellular component: cytosol; plasma membrane. The record is from RefSeq and is a predicted model, not a curated record. The coding region runs from base 714 to 1556 and encodes 280 amino acids. The transcript is spliced from 2 exons. Gene Ontology annotation, biological process: insulin receptor signaling pathway. Gene Ontology annotation, molecular function: phosphatidylinositol 3-kinase binding; insulin receptor binding.
CAGCCCCACCCUCCUAACCCCUCAGGAAGGGAAGGGUCAGCGGGACAUCUGCCGCAGGACCCCGUGGCCCCAGCCACCGCGCGUGUGGCUCUCUUACGAAGGUGACCACCUCUUCCGUGUGCCCCUCAGGGCCAUCUGGUGGGUAUGGUUGGUGACCAGGGAGCAGUCUACCCGCUUCCCUGUCCUGGGACACCCACCGGCCCCGGCUCGCUGAGGACCGGUCAGCUCGGUCCAGCGCUCCAUAGCCGAGUGCCCUGGCUAACUCAGAAACUGAGGCAGGAGCAUCACCUCUGGGCGGGAAGGAGAGGCCGGGGGCCUCUCGCAGGCCCGUUAGGCGCGUCGCCGCCGAGCGCCGGCCAGCUUUCCGGCUGUCCAGUGCCCCGGGCUGCCCCGGCGACACUCCUCCACCCCCAGGUCCUGCCAGCUGAUUGGCGGAGACGCCCCCUCGCUCCCCGCCCCCCGGGAAGUUCGGUCCGGUUGGCGCGGGACCCAGCUCCGGCCUCCGGACCGCGGACGGGAGGGUUAACCUGGAAGGGGUGGGGACGCCAGCCGGGGGGCCUCCCUCACACCUAGGGGUCCGGGUGGCCGCCGGGACGCAGCACCCUGGCGUCUGGGGAGGGCGCGGGGCGGCUAGGCUGGUCCCCAGGCGCACCCGUCCCGACGCGCCCGAGCCGUCCAGCCCCUCCGCGGACGCCCCCUGCCUGCCGCCGGGCAUGGCGGCCGCCGGUUCGGGCCCCGCGGCCCCGCCGCUGCCCGGGCCCUGCCCGCCUGACGUGCGGCUCUGCGGCCACCUGCGGAAGCAGAAGUCGCAGCGCCGCCGCUUCUUCGUGCUGCGCGCCGACCCGCCGCGCCUGGAGUGCUACGAGAGCGAGAAGAAGUUCCUGGCCGGCGGCUGCCGCCCCCCGCGGCCCCGCCGCACCGUCAGCCUGGAGGGGGCCUGCACCAUCAGCAAGCGCGCCGACGCCCGCCAGCGCCACCUGAUCGUGCUGUACACCAGCGACAGCAGCCUGGGCGUGGCGGCGGCCAGCGAGGCGGAGCAGCAGGCCUGGUACAGCGCCCUGCUGGAGGUGCGCGCCGCGGCCGCCGCCGCCACCGCCGCUGCGAUGGGUGAGGGGCCGGGGCGGCACGGCCUCGGGGCCGCGCCCUCCCGCGGGGCGCCCGGCGCCGACUACCUCGCCGUGGGGGUCAGGGACGACUACGUGCACAUGGGGGCGGAGGCCGGCGACUACAUGUGGAUGGCGCCCCCGGACCCCGCUCCGCCCCGCCAGGACGGUGACAGCGCCGAGUACGUGCCCAUGAGCAGGCUCCUCCCGGGGCCCUUCCGCUGCGAGCUCGGGGCCGAGCGCGGGCGCCGCGGGGCGCGCCGCAGCCUCCGGGACAGGCCCGCCGAGCUCGGGGACUACAUGUUCAUCCCGGACUGCGCGGGGAGCGGCGCUCCGUCGGGGGCUCUGGACAGCUGCCUCAACUACGUGGACCUGGACCUCGUCCCGCCCCUGGAGGUGCCCGGGGCAGCCCCCGGGAGCAGCGCGCACAGCUACGCCAGCAUCAAGUUCUAGAGGGAAGGGCUCCUGCUGUCCCAGCUGCCGCAGCCGCCCGAGGCCACCGGCCCGUGGGCCGCUCGGCCGCCCUCUUGCCUGCUCUGUCCCUUCCCAACACACACUCAGGAAGUUCUCUCAAGGUUUUUUUCCCUCUCUUUUGAAAGUACACAAGCCUCUCUCUGCCCCGUCCCCCAAAAUAAAACCCCAAACCUUGCAAAGUUUUGGGCCUUCUCAACUGGAUUCCUACAGAAUCGGCCUCAAGCUAGCUGUGGCCUGACCAUGGUGAAACCCCAGCCCAGUCUGGACGGCUCUGUCCCCUCACGUUGGCAGCUAGACGCCACUGUGUCUGCUCAGCCGGCCUUUCCAAGCCACAGUGGAACUCCUAAGGUCCCAGCUCCAAAGCGGCGGGAGGAGCAUCAGGGAUGCUGAUGACCUGCUUGGACCCGCCCUCUCCGGAGUCCCCAGCUGCCAGUCAGCUGCCCGACCCUUCUCUGGGCCUGGCAGGGCUGGCCAAGCCCUUGCUUUCCUAGAGCGCGGCCCAGUCCCACACCGUGGACCCGACCCAUUAAAGGUGCUCUCCACCCCAA